AUGGAUGUGAGGGGAGAGAAUUCGGUUGUGUUGGCAAGUGAUCUGAGCUUUGUCCGACAUGUAGCGCGUUAUUUCGCGCGGGAAGAGAACAAGCUUGACGUCCUCUGGAACAACGCCGGUAUCGGGCCUAACAGCGUCGCAUACGAGGUGCGCACGGCGCAGGAUUUAGAGCUCUUUACGGGAGUGCACUGCGCACCACGGAACGGCGUUAACUUUGCCCUAUUAGAAACGGGCACGCGGGAUCAGACGACCAAUUACGCAGCUUCAAAGGCCGGUGCAUGGGUGCUUGGACUGGAGUUUGGCCGGAGGUAUGCCCAGGAUGGCAUUCUCAGCAUCGUUAUGAACACUGGAAACCUAGACGCUGGGUCAUUCGAAGGGACGUCACAUUUUGCCAUGCUCGUGAUGAGGAUAUUAUGGCUACAGAACCCGGUUUUUGGUGCAUAUACGGAGCUCUUUGCUGGAUUAUCUCCUGAUGUCACAAGAGACACACACGGCAGAUAUAUCUUCCCAUGGGGUAGAUUGAUCCCCGAUAGCAAUAUCGUACGCCAGGAUGUUCUAGAGGCCGCCGAGCCGGAAGAGCGGGGUUGGCUCGGCUACGGCAAGAAGUUAUGGGAGUGGUGUGAGACAAAAUGGGAAUUUAAGUAA
Molecule: messenger RNA, 645 nt
Organism: Hypoxylon trugodes
Lineage: Eukaryota; Fungi; Ascomycota; Sordariomycetes; Xylariales; Hypoxylaceae
Exons: 3
Coding region: 1-645 (214 amino acids)
Source: RefSeq, a predicted model, not a curated record